Mytilinidion resinicola is the source of this 984-nucleotide messenger RNA. Its product is annotated as glycoside hydrolase family 16 protein. The record is from RefSeq and is a predicted model, not a curated record. Gene Ontology annotation, biological process: glucan catabolic process. Lineage: Eukaryota; Fungi; Ascomycota; Dothideomycetes; Mytilinidiales; Mytilinidiaceae. Gene Ontology annotation, molecular function: hydrolase activity, hydrolyzing O-glycosyl compounds. The coding region runs from base 1 to 984 and encodes 327 amino acids. The transcript is spliced from 3 exons.
AUGCGUUCUCUUUUCGGACUCACCUCCAUUAUCGGUCUCCUUGUGGGUUCGACGGCCGCCUACACGGUCAAGAAGACCUGGGAUGCAUCCAACUUCUUCGAGGAGUUCAAUUUCUAUUCGGACGUAGACCCGACCCACGGCUUCGUCAACUAUGUUGAUAAAUCUACGGCAUCGAGCGCUGGACUAGCCAAAAUCACCAACGGCAAAGUCAUCAUUGGCGCUGACAGCACUUCCGGCUUGGAUCCCCAUGCAAAGCGAGGCCGCAGAAGCGUGCGUCUCGAGUCCAAUGCCCAAUUCGACCGCGGCCUCAUCAUCGGCGAUUUCGAUCACCUCCCCGGCAACGCUUGCGGUAUCUGGCCAUCUUUCUGGGUCAUCGACCUCGACAGCGACGCCUCAAACGACUUGCCCUACUCCGAAAUCGACAUCAUCGAAGGCGUCGCCCUCCAAGACUACAACGAAAUCAGCCUCUACACCAGCCAUCAGUGCACGCUCUCUGUCAACAACAGGCGCGAACUUGGCAACCACCCCCGCUUCAACUGCUUCCAGACCGCCGACGAAUCCCUCCCUGGCUGCGGCAUCAACGCGCCCCCGAACACCUUCGGCGACACCUUCAACGCCCACAACGGCGGCGUCUGGGCACUCCAAGUCGAAGCCCACGACAUCCGCGUCUUCUUCUUCCCGCACGGCAGGGUUCCCACUGAUAUUGCGGCUGGCAAUCCGAACCCGGAUGGAUGGGGGAAUGCGGUGUUGGACUGGAAGCCAGACCAAUGUGAUAUCGGGAGGGCAUUCAAGAAGCUGAAUACUGUAUUCAAUAUUGCGUUCUGUGGGGAUAAUUAUGAGGAUGCGGCGUGGGGUGGGGAGGACUGGACGGGAUGUGCGAGGAAGACGGGAGUCAAGACUUGUGAGGAGUGGGUGGCGAGGAAUCCACGUGCGUUCAAGGAGGCGUACUUUGUGAUCAAUUCGGUGAAGUGGUUCCAGAGGUGA